AAACGUUACGCAUGCGUAUGAUUUUUUUGUUUGUUUGUUUACAUUUUUCGAAAUAAUGGAAUUAGAUCCAAAUGAUGAUAUUUAUCAACAAUUUAUUAAUUCAUUUCAACAAAGUGAUCUAGAUCGAUUAUUUGCUGAUGAUGAUCCUAAUGAUAAGGAUUAUAAUGUAUAUCAGGAUAUCGGUAAUUUGGAUGAUUUUAAAGAAUUUUUGGAUAUUUUCGAUGAAACAUUCAAGAAUACUUCCGUUAUCGAUAAUAAUGGUGUUGAAAAAGAAUCUGAUCAAAUAACAUUGAAAGAUGAAAUAAAUUCCAAUUCAGAUCAACAUUCAUUUUCGAAUGAUCAAUUAAAUAUUCUUUAUUAUCAGCUAAAUUUUCACAUACAAUUACUUACACAAGAUUGGAUUCUAUCUAUUCGUUAUGAUGAUGAUGAUAAUAAAAUUCACAACGGUUAUCGAGAAAUGCUUGAUGAAUUGAAUGAAUUAUCUCAAAAAAAUGAUACAAAUAUUUUACGUUUGAUUCCUAAUCUUCAACCAUCCAUUCAAUUAGUCGAACAUGAUAAUGAUCAUAUUGUUGAAAGUGAAAAUAAAUCCAAUCUCGAAACAGUUUUAACAUCGAAGCUAAAAUCAUUUCUACUCAAAAAUCGUAAUAUAUUUCCAUUCGAAUGGGCAUUACCAUCUCGUCGUUUUUUAUCACAUCACAAAGUCACUCAAACAUUAUUUACCGAAGCUGAUGAUCAUAUGAUUGCAUUCGGUUUGCAGAAAUUUUAUCGUGAACGUUCGAAAUCGACUCGAGCAAAUUCUUUUUACAAAUAUAUUCACAAUCAUUUUUUACCUAAUCAUUCUGAACAAUCUAUACGUCAUCAUGUUAAAUAUUUAAAACAUAAAAGAAAAAUUGAUAAUGAUCCACAAAAAUAUGAUAAAUGGUUUACGAAUCCGAUUGUCUAUUAUUUUCGUGAAAAUAAACUUCCACCAUUUAAUAGAUAUUUUACCAAAGAAAAUCUAUCCGAUAUUUAUCGAUUAUAUCCAUUGCCUAAUUGGUAUCAUAAACUUGUGGCCAAAGAUGAUCCAACCAAUCUAAUGCUUUAUAUUGAUGAUUCAAGAAAAAAUAAUCGUACCGAACAAUCACAGCAAACAAAAUGUAAUGAACAUUCAUCUAGUCCAUCAUCAUUGGCAAAUAAAUAUCAAACUAUAAUGCCCAAACCGGAUUCGAAUGGUAAUUUACCGUUGUAUGAAUUAAAUGGACAACGAAUCAUAUUAGCCGAUGGUACGAUCAUGCAAAACAUUUUGGCUAAUCAAAGUUUUCCAUUUUGUACUGUUCCAAAUCUACCACAACGGCGACGACAAAUUCGUAGAAAAACUAAAAAACAACAAUCUUAUCAAUCCAAAAUAUUAGAAAAGGAUGAACAGGAAAUUUCCAAAAUCUGUUCACCAAAUCAAGAAUUGGAUAUUGAUGAAAAUUCAAUCGAUAUCGAUUCGAAUCAACCUGUACAAUCACCAACCAUAUCUGUGAACAAAAUCAAUGAAAAUGGUGAUGAUGAUGAUAAUCAAGUAUUCGAAAAAAUUGAGAUUGAUAAUAAUGAUGAUGAUGAUGAACAAGAACAAUGUGAAAAUGUUGUCCAAGUGGAAGAAGGAGAAGAAGAAGAAGAAAUCGAAGAUGAUGAUGUUGAUAAUGAUGACGAUGGUGAUGGUGGUGAUGAUGAUGACGAUGAUGAUGAUGAUGGUGAUGAAACAGAAAUGCUAAUGAACAUGGAUGAUGAAGAAGAUUUAAUGGCAUUGAUGGAAGCAAGUUGGACAACUGUUGCGAAUAGUCAACAUGGAAAACCGCAACAAGAUCAAGUUGAUGUUGAACGUAUCAAUCGACGAAAAUCGGAAUUAUUAGCAAUGCAACGUGAAUCAUCUCGAUAUAUUGUUGAGAAUUCAUCAUCGAACAUUAUUGAUUCAAUCAAUGAUCGUUUGAUUAGCUAUUAUCUUAAACGUAGCCGUAAAUUAUUGGUUCAAGAUGAAGAUUAUAUUCAAUUUUUAGAAUUGAUUUCCAAUCUAAAUGAUCAGCCAGAUUUGAAUAGACAAAUUUAUCAUCAACUUCGUAAAUUUCUACUGGAAAUUCGUCAAAAAUAUAUUGAACAACAUUCGGAAAAUAUCAUUAUUCGACAACAGAUUCUGGAUGGUUUUGAUGAAUUGAUCGAAUUGUUAGUGCUUCUUGUAAUGUUCUCUAUUGAUCGAUUCGAUAAUAAUCACAAUAAUGAUUUUCGAUCAACAUUUGAAUAUCUACAUUGGCAACGAAUAUUACAAUUUUUCGGUAAACUUGAACUAUAUCUAUCAUUUGUCUAUGAUGGUCAUACAAAUCAACAGCAAAAUUGUAUACAGAAAAUAAUUCGUUUGCUAAAUCAAUCACUUUUACAACAGAAACAUCUAUCAACAAUGACCAAUGAACAACGAACAAAAAUCAAAACAUCAGUUUCAAAAAUAUUAAAUAAUCAUCCACUUUUGAUGAAAGAAUUUUGUUCAUUAUUUCUUGAAGAUCCACCAUCCAAUCAUCUUUACAAUGAUGAUGAAGAUUUUGAUGAAUUUAUUAUUCCUUCCGAUAUCGAAAUGGAAAACAACAAUGUUGUUGUUGACAAUAAUGAUAAUGAUGAUGUUGAAAAUUGUACGAUUCCAAUCGAUUCGAAUGAUUUAAAAUAUGGUACAAAUGAAUGUCCAUGUAUCGAAUGUCAUCAACAAAACGAUUCAACAACUGCAUCUCAUCUAAAUAAUCAUUGUACUUUAUGUUCAAUUCGUUUCAUUUCUGGUCGAAUUUAUCUGCCACAAAUAUCCACCAAUAAACGUUUACAAUUAGUUGAAUAUGUUCAACGAAAAUCAUCUCCAUUACAAAAAAUUAAUCAAAAUGAAUUAGAAUCCAAUAUGAAAAACGAAAAAUGGACAUUGGAAGAAGAUCGUCUAUUAUUACAAACAUUUCGAUCAAUGAUUGUCGAUUUUAAUAUAACCAAAUUAACUGAAAAUAUUAUUGAUCGUUUGUCCAAUAGAUUAGCCAAUGAAAAUGUUUUCAAUCAAAAACGAAAUAUCUCUGAUAUUGCUGAACGUUUGAAACAUUUGAUUGAAAUUUUAACUGGUUAAUUUUGAUUAUUAUGUUUGUUUAUUAAAAUUUAUUG
Dermatophagoides pteronyssinus (European house dust mite) is the source of this 3144-nucleotide messenger RNA. RefSeq lists its product as uncharacterized. The record is from RefSeq and is a predicted model, not a curated record. Gene Ontology annotation, molecular function: transcription coregulator activity. Gene Ontology annotation, cellular component: nucleus. Lineage: Eukaryota; Metazoa; Arthropoda; Arachnida; Sarcoptiformes; Pyroglyphidae. Gene Ontology annotation, biological process: regulation of DNA-templated transcription.